AUGGUGAUUUAUUCCUGCAAGGACGACAUGAAGAAACCAGCCGGAGCCGGAGCGACCAGCGGCGGAGCAGCAGCACUGAGUCCGGCUGCGGAGCGCCGAGCGCGGCGUGACGCAGCGCGAUGGGACCGGGACGCGCCUGGAGGUCUCUCCGGUUUCCCCGCUGAAAGCCUCGGAGCGACUGGAGCGCAGCGUCUCAACAUGGGGGGCGCCUCGCCGGGCGGGGCCGCGCCCGCCGUUCCGCAGUUCCUGUUCAACGACCAGAACGACUCGCUGCUCAACGCCACCAACUCCACGGCCCUGGACGGCGGCGGGCCCAGCGCCGCCGCCGUCCUCAUCCCGCUCAUCUACGUGGUCGUCUGCGUCGUCGGCCUGGGCGGAAACACGCUGGUCAUCCACAUCGUGCUGCACUACUCCAAGACCGAGUCGGUCACCAACAUCUACAUCCUGAACCUGGCCAUCGCAGACGAGCUGUUCAUGCUGGGCCUGCCCUUCCUGGCCGUCCAGAACUCGCUGCAGGCCUGGCCCUUCGGACCCUUCAUGUGCCGACUGGUCAUGACCGUCGACUCCAUCAACCAGUUCACCAGCAUCUUCUGCCUCACCGUCAUGAGCGUCGACCGCUACCUCGCCGUGGUUCACCCCAUCCGCUCCUCCAAGUGGCGGCGCCCUCCGGUGGCCAAAGUGGUGAACUGUACCGUGUGGGCUCUGUCCUUCCUGGUGGUUCUUCCGGUGGUGAUCUUCGCCAACAUCCAGAAGGCGGGAGGAACCUGCAACAUCAGCUGGCCGCAGCCGGCCAACAUCUGGCGGGCCGCCUUCAUCAUCUACACCUCCACGGUGGGCUUCUUCUGCCCGCUGCUCAUCAUCUGCCUCUGCUACCUGCUCAUCGUCUUCAAGAUCCGCAGCUCGGGAAAAAAGGUCCACGCCACCUCAACCAAGAGGCGGAAGUCGGAGCGGAAAGUGACGCGGAUGGUGGUGAUCGUGGUGGCGGUGUUCGUCCUCUGCUGGUUGCCUUUCUACGCCCUGAACAUCAUCAACCUGCUGGUGUCGCUGCCGUCCGACUAUCAGGGCCUUUACUACUUCGUGGUUGUGCUCGGUUACGCCAACAGCUGCGCCAAUCCCAUCGUCUACGGCUUCCUGUCCGACAACUUCAAGAGAGGCUUCCGGAAGGCGCUGUGCCGCUCAACCCGGAAAGUGGAGAGUCACGAACCGGCGGAAGGUCCGCGGCCGCAGGACGAGGGGCGGCGGGCGCUGCUGCCCCGGGAGAGUCUGCGGCGGGCCGUCCGCCACGAGGACGACGAUGAAGACGCGUCUGAAAUGACUGAGAUCUACCAGAUCACCCGAGAUCACAAUGGGAACGGCGGCUUCCCGCGCCAGGCCGCGGAGAGUCCGAGCCCGGACCGGUCCGAGCCCAGAGGGACGGAACCGGCUGAUGGGCCGGCCCUCACCGGCUCGGUUCUGACAGGCUCGGUUCGGACCGGGUCGGUCCUGACCGGCUCGGUUCCGACAGUCCCGCUGCUGCUGAACGGAGCCAAAACCGGAAGCGUGAAAACUCUGCCGGAAGAAGCCGCGGACCAGAGCGGCUCGCUGGAGAUCAGUUAUUUAUAGUUUAAAAUAAGAGAUAAAAUCAUGACCUUCAUGUCAUUCAGUCUGUAUGACUAUAAUCUGUACUUGCAUCGAGAUGUGUAAUUGUGCCUUUAUCGCAGUUUAGUGUUAAAUGUUGAUUUGAACAGAAAAUUAGAGGAAAAUUCACAAAACCGUCUGCAUGAGUGAACUGAGGGAAAGGAUCGAUACGGAGUAAAUAUCGGGCUCGUAUCGCCGAUACUUGUGAUGUCAUCAUUAUCACUGAAUAUCUUCAAUAGUUUAUCAUAUUCAGCCAUUGAAAAAGUAUAAAAUCCUGAUCUGAAAUUGAAAAAGUGAAAUUUUUCUAUUUGGGAUUUUAAUGCGCUGGGAUGAAUUCUGUCUGCAAAGUGCUGGGAGAGAAACUGCAAAUAAAAGUAUUGAUUUGAUCAAGCUCUUAUUGAUCCAACACCAAUACUGACCUUUGCAUUGAUCGUAUUGGUAUUUUGAUUGAUAAAACCAGAUUCUACUUCUCCAACUAUCAUCUUUAAGAUCUGCAGAUCUAGAUGUGAUUGGCUGCAACCUGCUGAACUGAUGGGAACAUUUCUUUCUUUAUUUAGAACAAUAACGGGAGCAAAACCUGCAGAAACUAUAUGAUGUUAAUUUUCCUCUUGUUCACCU
Poeciliopsis prolifica (blackstripe livebearer) is the source of this 2235-nucleotide messenger RNA. It is a transcript of the gene sstr3a, whose product is annotated as somatostatin receptor 3. Gene Ontology annotation, biological process: neuropeptide signaling pathway. The transcript is spliced from 3 exons. NCBI's taxonomy places the organism in Eukaryota, Metazoa, Chordata, Actinopteri, Cyprinodontiformes, Poeciliidae. Gene Ontology annotation, molecular function: somatostatin receptor activity; neuropeptide binding. The coding region runs from base 1 to 1602 and encodes 533 amino acids. Gene Ontology annotation, cellular component: membrane; neuron projection. The record is from RefSeq and is a predicted model, not a curated record.